AAUAAAUAAAUAAAAGCAGACCUCUUGCUGCAAUAGGAUGAAAGCACAAGUUGGCCCCUUAGGAGCAGCCUCCGUCCAAGUCUGUGCAAAACAAGCCCUAAUGCUGAUGAAGGAAUUCCAGGAAUUUCCUCUUUCUUUGCUACUUGCUUCAAAAGCCAACAUGGAGGAGAGGGGGAGGGCAGCCAGGGGCAGGGGUGGUUCAACCUUGUAGACUGUAAAACUGAAUAGAGCCUAGAUUGUUUUGGUCUGUUUUAGUCUUUGAAAUCUGUCCUGGAAGGUCUGAUAAUCAUCAGCUUUACAAGAGGAGAAUGAUUGAAUACUGCAAUGCAGGGAAUACAUGCCAAGUAGAGUUGCUAUUUUUUAGCAUAAAUUGUGCCCUCUGGUUGCGAUAAGGGAAAAGAAAGAGUUAUGUGUUCUCAGUAUGAAAAUGCUGCUUAGUUUAAAUUUCUUGCACAACCAUUUAGGUACAGGGAGCAACAGAAGACCUCUAGUUUUGUGUCAGCCACCGUGAAGAGCUGUGCAUAUGAGUGAAGUUUGUGCCCAGAACAAUUUUCUGGUCCCAGAGUGGAGUCAAUUCAGAAAAUUGUCCUUUUUUCGCUUAAAUGGAAACUAUUAACUUGCACUGGUAAUAGUGCUUCCCCUAUAACCAUAGACCAUCUAUGCUACAACAGCACUUACAUUGCUUGGCUCUAUUUCUGGAAUAGGACAACUCUCUGAACACGGUUAUGUCUCUCACCAGGGGUGUCACAGGCCUUGGAUUGUAGACCUACGGACUGGACGGACCAAGUGUGACAGUACACUGAUCACCUCCCAGGGUUUGCAGUAUGUUGUUGGAGGGGACACUGGAUGCAUAAGACUGGCAGAAGCCAUGAGUGUGAGACUCAUGAAGUCGGCAUUGCUGCCAAAUGCACUAUAUCGUUGAAAAAGAUACUAGGUGCAGCUGGAUGCUGCUGGUUUCUCCUGGUGGAGUAACUUAUGGAUAUUACUUUCUUAUGGGUUCUCGUGCCUCCUUGUGCUACCAUUCUCCACUCUGUCUGUUGUAAUUAUACAAUUGCAUCAUAAAAACAAUUUGGGUUUAAGGAAACAAUCAUUUAUUUCUUUCAUUUGUUACUGUGAUAUUAUCAGAGUAAGUAACUGGCUACACAACCCCUCCUUAGGGUAAAGGGAAUUUUAGUGACUCAGCUAAUAUGGUCCCAAAGGUUUAGGAAUGACUGAGCUUACCCCAUAGCCCUUACGAGGGAUCUGGUUUAAAGUCAACUAUCUGCUCCAGAGACUGUGUGAGAACACUUUUCUCUUGCCUUCCUCCAAGUACAGUUGCUUUUUUCCUCAGCCCUUUUCUUCCUGCUGUCCAGUGAUUUAAAACUGUUUCGUAAGACCAGAGAGUAAAACCUCUCCAUUUUUUUUCCUUUAGGCACAGGGUUGGUUGGAUUAUGGGGGGGGAAAAAAAAAAAAAAGUAUGUUUGUGCUACAUGAAAACCCUGUCCUGUCCAGACUCUGCAUGGCAUGAGCACACCUCACACCUUAUAGAUACCAAGAGAGGCUGACUGGACAAAUCAUUUGGAAGACCUGAUCUUGAAAGCCAAUGGAAGUACAGCUUUGAAGAGUCUGUAGUCAGGUCCUGAGCCUUGCAGUUCCUGGCACGCUGAAUACCAAAGCCAAUCCUAAAACAGUUUUGCUAUUGUUCUUAGGACAGAAGUAUUGGUUUUGCUUCUUUUUUCUCCUUCUACUCUUUCCAUUCCUCCUCCUUUUUGUUUUCAUUUAACAUGCAGUCUUUUUUGAAUAAUAUCCAGAGACUGAACCCCAGAUGUACCAAAUGCCACGGUGCUGCAGGGAAUCCAUGAGGUUGGUCAUCUGUGAAGGAGAAGUGGGCAUAAUUUGCCACUACCUCUUUGUUUUCUGAGAGGUGUGGGUUUUGAAUAGAAAUAGAAAAGCUUCCCUGAUGGCAGUGUUAAGGUGCUGGGUUGAAAGCCCCAUCAUGUCCUUAGGCAUAGCAGCUUCAGGGGUGCUGCACAUGAAUGAGUUGAGCUUUUGCACAGGAAAAGCAGUGCUGGAAAUAAAGUAGCUAAAACAUCUAGGUGUUUAACUAACAGUGUGUCUUUUACUUCAGUGCAAAUAAAAAUACACUGCCUGGAGUCGCACACAAAUGUUUGCGCAUAAAAGACUCAUCUGUGUGAAAUCUACAGUUGAUUCUACGUGUAUUUCAUCUGAUGCUCUUUUUGUUGCUGCCAGGCAGAAAUGCAGUAAUUCUUUUGCAAAUGCAAGUAGAAUCAAUGAAUCAUCUAGGUUGGAAAAGACCUUCAAGAUCAUCUAGUCCAAUUGUUAUGAUAUAUAUACAGAGAGAAAGAACUAAAUGUCAUCAUCACCUGACAUAUCACCCUGGACUCUGGACUCCCUCUCUAGCCCACAAAGGUUGUGUGUUCAAGGCUGAUGCUGCUCCCAUCCUAAAAUAGACACUUCCAUUCAAUUAACAUCAUAAAAAGUUCUUCCUCUUUCCCCCUGGGUGUAGAAGGAUCUAGCAACGACUACCUCAGUCAGUUAGCUUGCUGUUGAGUGAGAUGCAUCUCACUCCCUUUUCUUUAAGAUCACCAUGUAAGGAAAAGUAUUGGAGAGCUGUACCUUAUGGCAUUGACUCUUCCUUCCUUCUAGGCCCAAGGGAAACAUGGGAAACAAAGCCUUGUCCCAUGACAGUGUCUUCAUUUUUGAGUCUGUAUCAGGAAGUGCAGCGGGUGACACAUCAUCUCAGGAAUGCAUACCUGGAAGAGUGAAAACUUUGCAGCUUCAGCUGCAGCAGAACAUCAGGCUUGGAUCUCCUCCACUUGUUAUCACUGGAAAGAAAACGGAAGAUGCCGGCACAGUUUCGGAGGAUGAUGGAUUACCUAGAAGCCCUCCUGACAUUUCAACCCUUCAUGAAGUUCUGACCGAUUCGCCAAGCAAGUCCUCCAACCCUGUUCAACGUCAUAGCUCUUUGAGUUUAGGCGGGACAGACAGUGAAGAUGAACAGAUACCUUCUGGAGCUUCCUCCAGGCCCAUCAGCCCUUCAGCCUCUGCUGCUCUAGGGGCUGCAUGCUCACGGGGCAGCAGCUCCCUUCCCAUUGACUUCACCAUCCCUGCCAGCCCCCUGGGCUGCCUGGACACCUCUGCUGCCCGGCACCGCAUUGCCAUCAACCCCCGGAGACAGAAGGGCUUUACCAGCAAGAGCCAGCAAAGCCAGGUGGAACACAUAGAAAAAGAAGCAUGCCUUUGUGGAACUCCAGAAAAGAAGGGAAAUCCAGAGGAAUUACUUGAAAGUGACCAGCAUAAAAGCGAUUGGGAAGGCUUGUCAGCCCAUGUGGAACAUGGUGCAAAGGGAGGUGGUUCUAAGGAGACACCAAGUGUGAAAUGUCCUGCUGAUGCUGACCCUGACUCCUACAGUUCCACACUUGUGGCAGAAGACUCUUGUACUCUGCUGCAAGAAGAUGCAUGCCUUCCAGAUGUGGACCAUCAUUGUAAUGCAGCCACAUCCCUUCUGAGACCUGAGUCUCCUCCAGUGAGCCUGGGGGAACAGCACAGUGCUGCAGUGCUGCAGCGUUCAGGUGGUACUUCUGGGGAACUGAAUUUACAUCAGCAAAAUACCAGUAUGGAAGUAUCUGCACUUCCAAAAUCUCAACAAAGUGAAGCAGGAGCUGUUGUGCUUCCAGGUGUACUAGCAGCUAACUCGUGUAGCAGCGGCACUGAAAUGGAGAGUAUAACUGUAUUGGCAUAUGUUGCACAAAACUCCCCAGCAAAAUCUGUGGACCAAAAUGUCCAAGAACAGGAAAAGGUGGGUACACUAUUGAUUGGCAAAGUAGAAGCUUCUCUGGGUACUAAUGAGAGCUGUUCCAACCAGUCUGUCUUAAAUACCGUUGUGAGCACUUCACAGGUUGCUGUAGCUGAUUCAGAGUUUUCUGACGUCAAGACAGUGGAUGUUUUGAAGCCUGACAACAGCUCAGUAACAAGAAACGACAACGAAACUUGUGAAAAAAUGGAAUUUCAGCCAUCCAAAAGCAAUGCAGGAAAAAAAAUAGACACUGCUGCAUCUGUGUUAGAAGCAGGUUGCUUGCUACCUCCCAGCAAAUUGGAAGUAUGCUUUAAAGCAGAAAUACCUAGUCCUGUUUCAGAGGAUAACCAUGUCAGUCAGCAGACCUGCACAUUGCAAGCUUCUGAAAAGCUUUCCAUUGAAAGUCUGGCCUCUUCAAGUUUGGCUGGGCUGACAUGUAAUGUCUCUUCUAACGAUGACUGUAAGGAGUACCAAGUAAGCAGUACAGCUUCUCACAGGAAACCAGAGAGAGACAGUCAGUCCUCAGAAGAAAAUAUACAAAGUCUGCUAAAGACUGCUGCUGCAAAGCCAGUUAGGUUUACCAUUGCACCUGCAUGGCAAAGAUCUCUCUCGGGGGCGUCAAAUUCCAAGGAAGAUUCCUAUAUCAGAAGUUCCCCAACCUCCCCUAUAAGAUCAGAGUUAUUUGAAGGAAUAACAAAACAACAUGCAGACAUCCAGGAUUCUAUGAAAAACAACCCCAACAGAUUUGAUCGAGAUUGUAGGGAAGGUGAUUUGCAUUUGAAUUCUUCUCUGGAAUGGGCUGACCAUGAAGCAAAAAAUGCUGAAAAUCCUUUUGGGGUCAAAUUAAGGAGGACAUCUUCUUUACUGAAGUACCAGAGUGAAAGUUGUGCUGAGUCUCCAAAGCUGCUCCCCUCAGCUGCUCCCACUGUUUCUGCUGCAGUCAAGGAGGAUCAGAAGCCAGGGAGCAUUGGGAAGCCACCUCCAAGCUUUCCUGGUAGCACAACAUCAUUUUUAAAACAAGCCGAUCUAGAAGACAAAAAUCCUCCCAAGACAAGAUCAGAAGAAGGGACAAAGAAGCAAAAUGGUACUAAAACUUCAGAAAAAGUAUUCUCUCUACAUUUGGAAACUGCUUCCUCUGAGCCGGCUUGGAUCUCCAUGGCAAAACUAAAACAAAAGGGUUUCCAGGACCACCCUCUUGCCAAAGAACAGAAGGCUGAAGAGCAAAUCUUGAGCAGAGUUGAUCAAGAGGAGCAAGUCAUCUGUGGUAAUGAGAACAUACAGAGGAACAUGCCUUCUAGCUUGAGGACUCAGGAGAAGAAACCACAAAUGAAGACCAGUGUGUGUGCUGCAGCAGGUAAAGUUGGACCUGUUGCUCAGGAAGCAUCUGUGAUUCCUGCUGCUGAAAAGGAAGCAAGACACUCUUCUAAUCUGCCAAUGACACCAUGCAGUCCUGCUGAACCACCCUGGCUAUCCCUGGCCAAGAAGAAAGCCAAAGCAUGGAGUGAAAUGCCCCAGAUUGUACAAUAGCAAAUGACAUGGACAUCCUUCUUUGUACUGUCAAUAGCUGCAUUAACUCCAUUUAAAUCCUUCACUGUGAUCAUUUUUUUGAGAAAUUAGAGCCUUAGAACUUUUGUUCAGACUGCUGUAUGUAAAUAUACAGUGAAGAAAUGCCAUCUGGGGCUCAAUUUUGAAGUAUUAGCAAGCAGAGGAUUUUCUACUACCAACUACUAGGAAAACUUGAUCAUUAUGUCAUACACUUAUGUAUUUGACUAAAAGACACUGAUGUUCCAAGAAGAUGUCCUUCAGGCUUUUGAAAUGUUUCCCUUACAAAUAUGUUUCUCAUGUUUCCAUGAAUGAUGUAGUGUUUUGUGCAAUGUGGCUUUGGCUAAGGAAUUAAUGUUUGCUAUAAAAUAGGUAUGAUGCUGUACAAUGAUGCAUCAUUGUGACUCAUGGGCAUUGAUGUCAUCACACUUGUGUGUGAUGGUCUGCAUUUGCUUCUGAUUGCUAAUGGACCUAUUUUGUGAUAGCUGCGGGAUCCAAACAGCACUGUGAGUUGGAGUAAUUUUGCCUUUUGGAUAAUUGAAAUCACAGUGCUGUAGGUCUUGUGCUUUGCUCAGUGAUGCCAGGUGGAAUGACCCAGAGACACAUGCCUCCUUUUCUCUCCCACAUCCUAGAAAACCAUCAUGCUCUAGCAUCCACUCUGUUUUUGGUUGUCUGUUUGGAAAUCUGGAAUAAUCUACCAAAAAAACCCACAAACCAAACCCCAAAAACUCUUUAAUUAUGGCAAAGAGUGCUUUUUUUUUUUGUGAGAUUCAUCAGCAAACCCUUUCUCUUAAAGAGUGGCAGCGGAUGGAAACUCAUUGCUACCUGGAAAUUCACAGCAUGUUUUCAACAAAGGCCACUCCAUUUUUCACGUUCUUGUGUGAUAAAGGGGCUACUUUCCCCCAUGUGUCAUCUAUCUUUAACCAGUAACCCAACAUCAGUCUAAAAAUGCCAUCAUUGAAGGGAGCAGACUAUUGAAAGAAAAGCUUUAUAAAAUGAUGUUAGUGGCUUAAAAGACAACAGCACCUACAGGUCCCUUUUGUUGCAGCAUUGCACAUUUACAAUUCUUGUUUACAGUCAGUGCAAACUUUGAAGGCUGACUUGGCUGAUGGGCAGUUUUUAGUUGGAUAGGUGGUAGGUAUUUCUGAGGAAAAAGUUGUAGGAUUAAUUGCAAAACAAAAAAUAGGCGUCACAUAGGAAGACUUCAGUCUUCCAGUCUUGGCCCAAAUUUAUAUAUAUAGAUCACAAUAAUUGAAAACAGUAUUAAUUAGGAGCUAGAUUGUGGACUCUUCUAUAUAGGUGAAAACUUAACCAAGUGGGCACACUGAAGCUAUAGAUUGUUUGUUUCGUACUAACACAAAAAAGACUAAGAGUUUCACUGCUGGUUUGUUAAUCCAGUCCUAUUUUACUACUUGUUUUCUUUAUUUUAACAGUAAUUUCUUCUUUUGCAAGGAUCUGAAGUAUCUGUAUUCCUCUGAAACUUUUGAGUGUAAUGUAAGUGGACAUACUCAGCUUUGAUUUCUGAAGUUCUGUCCAGCUGCCACCCCAUCAGACACUUACUGACCCUGUGUAAAAUACAUGUAUUUCCUUAUUCAGCAAACUCUUCUCUUUUGGUUAGUGUGGAUUGUGGUCUUUUCCCUAAAGUACUGCAAAUGUUACUAGAAUCUCUCUGUCCUUGUUUUCACUUUUGAUCUUGUUUCCAUUAUGUUUGGUAUGUACAUAUGCUUUUGUAAUCCUUGUCUUGAAGGAACCCCUUUUGUAUUCCUUUCUCAUUUUUAUUUUACUAUUAAAUGUGGUUGUCAAUGG
This is a messenger RNA of Meleagris gallopavo (turkey), 7144 nucleotides long. Lineage: Eukaryota; Metazoa; Chordata; Aves; Galliformes; Phasianidae. The record is from RefSeq and is a predicted model, not a curated record.